CUCGCUCGUCCGUCACAUCGGAGACCGGGGCUUAGCAGGCAUAAACUAGCUUUUGUCUUAUGGAACGUGCUGAUCAUAUUGACGGGUACCUAAUCUCCUUGGGUCCGGAUCUAUCUAUAUAGUCAACCUUGAUCUCUCGUUUCCCCUCGACUUCUCGUCUUCUUUUCCAUUCCUACAACCGAUCCGAUCCUCCUCUAUUCUUCAUCUAUCCAUUGCUUCGUAAUCCGUUGAUCUCCUUGCCUCAUCGCUCUACGCUCCCGACCUCUGUUCUCCCUUCAGUAUGAACCGCUCCGCUGGUUACCCGUAUCACCAAUCUCCCAGCUCUAGAAGCUCGUCGAGUCAUGGCACCAGUAGUGCCUUCAGUCCGAAUGCCAACCCCAACGAGGAUUGGACUAAGAUCUCAGAUCUUGCCGAACGACGCCGCAUCCAGAACCGCAUUGCUCAGCGAAACUACCGCAAGAAGCUAAAGCGCCGCUUGGAGGAUUUGGAAAAGCGGGCUGCCACCGCUUCGGUGUCCCCCGAACGGACCCUAGAGAAACCAGAAGCACCGAAGACCGUGCAUUCCACCAAGCCUCGUGCGAAGACCCAGCGCACCCCCAAAUCGACGGCCGGCGAUGCCCACAACCGCAACCCUACGGAACGAGCUGCUCCCUAUGACAGCUACUCAAGCCAGGAAGAGCGGGGGACCCUGUUCUCCCACCAGUGCACCCGCCAGCUCUCGGCGUCGCCGCCGCCGGUGUUUUCCUACCCAUCGUACUCGCACCUGGAUCCCUACGGACAGUCGGGGUACGGACAACCGCACCCUUACCACUCCAUCCCAAACUCCUACCAUGACAUGUCUAUACAUGGAGAAUACGGGACGCCGGUGCCUUCGAUCAUUCCGGUGACGAUGACCAAUGCGGGACCGACCAAGAGACAUCCAGCCUAUGCCGACGAGGACAUCAUCAGCCCGUUCAGCAUGAGCUAUGCGUCUAUGGCCGGGAUAGACUUGUGCCCGACUCCUCACCACCUUGCAGAGCCCAAUAUCCCGAUGCCACCGCUGUCACAAGUGUACAGCGACGAUCGCUCCUCGCCAUCCACACCGGCAGAGCCAUCGAUCAUGGCAUGUCCUCUCACCCCGGAAUCAGGCCCAUGCUCCCCCCAUUCGUUCCCUCCUUUGCUGUAAUGACCUGGCUACGUCCCUUGUGGAGGGCACUGCAUGUUUUGUGUUUCUACUUUUGACUGCUAUAUAUAAUGAUGAGCGAUACGAUUGUUUGUUGCAGGGACUCUUUCCCCCCUAUCUGAUUUUCCUUUCCUUUCUCCUCUAUUCCUACGUGAUUGAACCCUACUCCGCUCCGGGGGGUUAUCUUGUUUCUUUUGUGACUGUUUUCAAUAGCCAUUGUGUAAAACACGGCUAGCGGGGGUUAUGGACGGGCGAAUUUGGACGAGACCGAUAGAAGCAUUCUUCUCACGGGCGUUGAUUUUUUUUUUUGGCAGUGGUUGGCGGAG
Molecule: messenger RNA, 1488 nt
Organism: Aspergillus steynii IBT 23096
Lineage: Eukaryota; Fungi; Ascomycota; Eurotiomycetes; Eurotiales; Aspergillaceae
Product: bZIP transcription factor
Exons: 4
Coding region: 281-1165 (294 amino acids)
Biological process (GO): regulation of DNA-templated transcription
Molecular function (GO): DNA-binding transcription factor activity
Source: RefSeq, a predicted model, not a curated record